CUGCCCCGGCGCCGACCAGCUGGGUGUUGGGGAUUCUGGUUUGCUUGGGGCCCACUCGCUUUUACAAGCUACUGGAUCUUACAUGCCUCCGUGUGCCCCCACUUCCACUCCAUGUCCCCAUGCUCCUGCGCCGGCAACAGGGCCUGUUCUCUGGAUGUCAGCUGAGUUACUAAGGUAACUCUGCAUGUCAGUAGACAGACCUUGGUAGAACCUCAAGGCUCCUGGAGACCCCCAUCUCUCCUCCUUCUCCUUCUUCUUUUUUUUUUUUUUGUGUCAGCGUGUCCUCACCGAACAUUCAAAACUGUUUCUCCAAAGGGUUUUGCAAAAACUCAGACUGUUUUCCAAAGCAGAAGCACUGGCGUCCACAGCAGAAGCAAUGGGCAGCGUGCGAACCAACCGCUACAGCAUUGUCUCUUCGGAGGAAGACGGCAUGAAGCUGGCCACGAUGGCGGUUGCAAACGGCUUUGGGAAUGGGAAGAGUAAGGUCCACACCCGGCAGCAGUGCAGGAGCCGCUUCGUGAAGAAGGACGGCCACUGUAACGUUCAGUUCAUCAACGUGGGCGAGAAGGGACAACGGUACCUCGCAGACAUCUUUACCACGUGCGUGGACAUUCGCUGGCGGUGGAUGCUGGUUAUCUUCUGCCUGGCUUUUGUUCUCUCGUGGCUGUUCUUUGGCUGUGUGUUUUGGUUGAUAGCUCUGCUCCAUGGGGAUCUGGAUGCAGCCAAAGAGAGCAAAGCUUGUGUAUCCGAGGUCAAGAGUUUCACGGCCGCCUUCCUUUUCUCCAUCGAGACCCAGACGACCAUAGGCUAUGGUUUCCGGUGUGUCACGGACGAGUGUCCGGUUGCUGUUUUCAUGGUGGUGUUCCAGUCGAUCGUGGGCUGCAUCAUCGAUGCCUUUAUCAUUGGCGCGGUCAUGGCGAAGAUGGCGAAACCAAAGAAGAGAAACGAGACUCUUGUCUUCAGUCACAAUGCCGUGAUUGCCAUGAGGGACGGCAAGCUGUGUCUGAUGUGGCGCGUGGGCAAUCUUCGGAAAAGCCACUUGGUGGAAGCUCAUGUUCGAGCACAGCUGCUCAAAUCCAGAAUUACUUCGGAAGGGGAGUACAUCCCCCUGGAUCAAAUAGAUAUCAAUGUCGGGUUCGACAGUGGGAUUGACCGUAUUUUUCUGGUGUCCCCAAUCACGAUAGUCCAUGAAAUAGAUGAAGACAGCCCCUUAUAUGAUCUGAGUAAACAAGACAUUGACAACGCAGACUUUGAGAUCGUCGUGAUACUGGAAGGCAUGGUGGAGGCCACCGCCAUGACGACACAGUGUCGCAGCUCAUACCUGGCCAAUGAAAUCCUCUGGGGCCACCGCUAUGAGCCCGUACUCUUUGAAGAGAAGCAUUACUACAAAGUGGACUAUUCGAGGUUCCACAAGACUUACGAAGUACCCAACACUCCCCUUUGUAGUGCUAGAGACUUAGCAGAAAAGAAAUAUAUCCUCUCAAACGCUAAUUCAUUUUGCUAUGAAAAUGAAGUUGCCCUCACGAGCAAAGAGGAAGAUGACAGUGAAAACGGGGUCCCAGAAAGCACGAGUACGGACACCCCCCCCGGCAUGGACCUUCACAACCAGGCCAGUGUACCUCUAGAGCCCAGGCCCUUACGGCGAGAGUCGGAGAUAUGACUGACUGAUUCCUCCUCUGGAAUAUUUACAUCGAAACACAGUCUGUUGGUCAAAGGCCCCAAACAGUUAUUCAGGCGACGGUACCGGUGAAGAGGUGGGUCAAGGCAAGUGGCCACAAGGGACUGAGGCUGGCACUAGGGUUUCAAAGAAAGACUCCGAGCUCGAAGACGAAUGGAAAGCACUAAACAUGCCUCCCCGUGACCCGAUGGCACAUAUAUGUUGUAGAAUAAGUUAUGGGUGGGUUUUUUUUUUUUUUUUUAAUGUUUUGUUUUAUGUUUUUACAAAACUUGAACUUGCAGGCAAGCUUUGGUUGGGUAUUUGACUUAUCCAGAAUGGAACAAGAAUGUUUUUAAUGGCAUAACAAAGGCAAGACUCUGCCUUAAUUUUGAAAAGCUGCUAACUACAUGAACACAAAUUGUAUUUUUGUUGCCGUGUAGUUUUUCUUUCGUGUAAUUUAAAAGUCAGUGUUGAACUUUGUUGAAAGCUCAUGAUAUGCGCUUCAAAGUGGCAAGUAUUUGGCUAUUAGCUGCCAAAACGAGAGCCUGAUUUUUUGAGGCCAGUAAUUUGUUUGCUAGGAAU
This is a messenger RNA of Pteropus alecto (black flying fox), 2239 nucleotides long. It is a transcript of the gene KCNJ2, whose product is annotated as potassium voltage-gated channel subfamily J member 2. Lineage: Eukaryota; Metazoa; Chordata; Mammalia; Chiroptera; Pteropodidae. Gene Ontology annotation, cellular component: plasma membrane. The transcript has 2 exons. Gene Ontology annotation, biological process: regulation of monoatomic ion transmembrane transport; potassium ion import across plasma membrane. Gene Ontology annotation, molecular function: inward rectifier potassium channel activity. The record is from RefSeq and is a predicted model, not a curated record. Bases 377 to 1660 code for a protein of 427 amino acids.